Molecule: messenger RNA, 931 nt
Organism: Ostrinia furnacalis (Asian corn borer)
Lineage: Eukaryota; Metazoa; Arthropoda; Insecta; Lepidoptera; Crambidae
Product: androgen-dependent TFPI-regulating protein
Exons: 6
Coding region: 191-901 (236 amino acids)
Cellular component (GO): membrane; endomembrane system
Source: RefSeq, a predicted model, not a curated record
CCGACCACACAAGCCAGUCGUUUUUGAACUCCAGUUGCAGUCGCAUGCCAUGGUGAAUAAAUAGAUUUACGAAGAAAAAAGGGGUUCUGCUUUGGGGGAAGGUGCACAGAAGGCUAGCCACAUUGUCAAGAAUAACCAGGCUCAUUCUUUGGCCUGCCUUCGGAUCAGGAGUUCCAGCAUUCAACUAAACAUGGCUCAGCUGGCUCACUACAGGAUCAUUGGGUACGCAGUCACCCUGGUCCUCCAUAUUGGGAACACUAUAGUCAUCAAAACUGCGCUGAAGAGCCGCUCCGAUGACCCUGAGAUCAGGACCUUGGCGUUUUUGGAAGACUGCUUUUACACCAUUUGGAACGUUGUGUUUCAAGUCAUGUACGCAGCUUUUGGUAUUUACUGUGACCUGAAGAGUUUGAAGGAUGAUGCUGACCAUGGAAAACUGACAAAAUAUAUGAAAUAUAGACAAUACGUGUUUGGAGCUCUUUUAUGCCCUUCAUCAAUGUUCAUUGUCAACAUAUUCUGGCCAAUAUUCCUCUACGAUCGGAACCUGAUCUACCCCGAGUACAUAGACCGAGCCUUCCCUGACGAAAGCAACUACAUCAUGCAUAUAGCCAUACUGCCUGUAGUACUUUGGGAGUUAAUCUUUUUACCAAGGAAGAUUCCUAUCUCACAUAGGAAGUAUAUAGUGUUCUUCAGCAUGGUAUAUGUAGCUUAUUUGUUGAGGAUAUUCCACGUGAACGCAAACCAUGGACUAUGGCCUUAUCCAAUUCUGGAGAAGAUUCAAGGUACAAUAUUCUUCCCCAUUUUAUUCAUUUUGGCAUACUUAAUGUUAUACGGACAUUACUACCUACAGUGGAAAAUCACCAGGUUCAUAUGGGGAUAUGUAGAUAUUAUGAAGUCUUCAUAGAAUAGUUUUAUAGUUAUAAUAAACUAUUAA